Molecule: messenger RNA, 1270 nt
Organism: Paramecium sonneborni
Lineage: Eukaryota; Ciliophora; Oligohymenophorea; Peniculida; Parameciidae
Source: the annotation of a GenBank genome assembly
AUUAAAACUAUGGAUAACUAAAAUCUCAAUCUUCAACCUCGGUUUUAAUCUAAUGAAGCUAAAAAGAUGCCUUAAAAGAAAACUCAAAUGUCUUCAGUAUUUUAUUAUAUAAUUUAUUUCAGGAAGAAAUUGGAUCAAUAUUUAAGUACCAUUAAAGCAAGCGAGUAACAUAAUAAACAGAGAAUAGGUACCUGAUUAUAAAAAAUGUUUCUAGAUCAAUUAGCUAUUCAAAUUCUUCUAAUUAAAAAAACUAUAACUCUUCAGAAGUUAAAACCUUCAAUACUAAAUCGUUAUUUUCAACUAAAUUAUUCACUACAAAUCAAGAGUAGCAUUUCUACUAGAAAUAUGUGAUCGAAAGAGUAUUAAAAGAGAAUAAAUAAUGCAAAGUAAUUAAAAUAUAGAUUUCAAGAUUGUAAUUUGUAGAGAAAGUAAUACUAAUUACAGAAAAGUUGCCAAAAUUUUUGAAGGAACCAUGUAUAAAUUUGUAUAUAUCAUGUUGAUUAAAUAGGAAGAUAUUGUUCCAGAAAUACAGACAAAUAUUAAAUUAUCUAAUUUUCCACAUAGAAACAUCAUAAACUUAAUUGGCUUAUUCAUUGAGCAUAAUUUUGUUGCUCUUGUUUUUGAAAUCCAAGCAGGUGGAACACUCUAUGAAUUUUUAGUUAAAAAAUAAUUUUAAUUAGCAGAUUGGGAAAUUAAAAUUAUUAUGAAAUAAAUUUUAAAGGGCUUAAUACAUCUUUCAAAAAUGGAAAUAAUUCAUCGAGACAUUAAAUUAGACAAUAUAAUGUUUACAGAAUUAAAUAAUAUUAAAUCUUUAAAAAUAAUUGAUUUUGGAUGUGCUACAUUUAUUAAUGAUUAAAAAUUGAAGUCAAUUAAAUGUGGGACUUUGGGAUAUAUUGCACCUGAAAUUUUGAAUGGUUAAUAUUAUGACUACUCAAGUGAUAUUUAUAGCGUUGGAUGCAUUUUUCAUAUUUUAUUAACUGGAACAAGAUUGUAUCCAUAAUUUUAAGAAUAAUAAUAAAUAAAAUAUUUAAAUUCACAGAACGCAUAUAUACUAAAUAAAUCAAUCACAUGUCCUAUAAUAUUAGAUUUACUUUAAUCUAUGCUUUCUUAAUAAUCCAAAAGACCUCUAGCUUAUUCUUGUUUAAAACAUUAAUAUUUUUAUAAAUCCAGUCCUUCAAUUACUAAUUAGUAAAUUUAUUUCUAUAAUAGACUAUAAAAUAUGCAAUUUCCUUAAUUAAAAAACCCUUUUCAAAAAUCUGAUUAAAUUUGA